ACGAAGCCAAGUACCCAGAAGUGGACAUGGCAGUAAUGAUACAGGUGAAAAGCAUGGCGGACAGCGGCGCAUACGUUUCACUUCUCGAGUACAACAACAUAGAAGGAAUGAUCCUUUUUUCUGAACUCUCUCGCCGUCGAAUUCGGAGUAUUAGCAGUCUUAUCAAAGUCGGCCGUAUCGAACCGGUUAUGGUUCUUAGGGUUGAUAAAGAGAAAGGAUAUAUUGAUCUGAGUAAACGAAGGGUUUCUGAAGAAGACAUAUCGGCUUGUGAGGAGAGGUAUAAUAAGAGUAAGCUUGUUCAUUCAAUCAUGCGUCACGUUGCUGAAACCAUGGGAAUUGAUCUGGAGGACCUGUACAUUCAUGUUGGUUGGCCUUUAUACAGAAAAUAUGGUCAUGCUUUUGAGGCAUUCAAAUUGGUUGUCAGUGAUCCAGAUUCAAUUCUUAAUUCCCUCACCCGUGAAGUUAAAGAAAUUGGCCCCGAUGGGAAGGAGGUAACUAAGGUUGCUCCUGCUCUAUCUGAGGAAGUUAAAGAUGCAUUAGUCAAGAAUAUUCGGAGGAGAAUGACUCCACAGCCUUUGAAGAUUCGAGCAGAUAUUGAGAUGAAAUGUUUUCAGUUUGACGGUGUUCUUCACAUCAAGGAAGCUAUGCGUAAAGCAGAAGCUGCAGGUAAUGAUGAUUGCCCAGUUAAAAUUAAACUUGUUGCUCCUCCAGCAUACGUGCUCAAUACUCAGACUCUUGACAAGGAGCAAGGCAUAGCAAUCCUUACGAAAGCAAUUGCAGCUUGCACCGAGGAAAUAGAGCGUCACAAAGGAAAACUUGCUGUCAAGGAGGCUCCUAGAGCGGUGAGUGAACGGGAAGACAAAUUACUUGCUGAGCAGAUGGCUAAACUCGGUCGUGAAAAUGAGGAGAUCAGUGGUGAUGAAGAUAGUGAAGAGGAGGAAGAUACAGGGAUGGGAGAAAUUGACGUGGAUUCAGGAGCUGGAAUUAGAGAGUAAAAAUGCCACAGCUUGUAUGGACUUGGAAAGCACAUUGUUCACGGAUACAGCUCCUACGGAACCUACCCCUCAUCCUUUUUCUUGUCCCUUUGUAGCCUUUUUCCUUACUUUUGGCCAUUUUCCUUGAUGAGCAUUUUAGUUUUUACAUAAAAUCAAUCCUGAUAUUGAAGUUUGUGCGGCUAUUUGGCAAUUCCAAACUUUUUUGAUAUAUUUUGCAAUGAGAUUGAACAGCCCAAUACAAUGUUAA
This is a messenger RNA of Nicotiana tabacum (common tobacco), 1242 nucleotides long. Lineage: Eukaryota; Viridiplantae; Streptophyta; Magnoliopsida; Solanales; Solanaceae. The record is from RefSeq and is a predicted model, not a curated record.